This is a messenger RNA of Cucurbita pepo subsp. pepo (vegetable marrow), 1578 nucleotides long. The record is from RefSeq and is a predicted model, not a curated record. NCBI's taxonomy places the organism in Eukaryota, Viridiplantae, Streptophyta, Magnoliopsida, Cucurbitales, Cucurbitaceae.
GUUCGUUUUGGACGCGGCAAACCCCUUUCGCCUUCUCGCUCCCCAAAAAAACUGACCGUUUGUUGCAGAACUUCCAAGUGGACUCGCAUGGCGGAAUUGGUCAACGUUCACAUCGAAAUUCAGGCUCAAAUUUAGGCGCCGUUUACAGCUCCAAUUACACCCCAUCACCACUCUCCAUUACACGCUUUCCCAGCAUGAACGCCCUAGCUGCUACCAAUCGCAAUUUUCGCCAUGCCGCGCGAAUUCUAGGUCUGGAUUCCAAGAUCGAGAAGAGUCUUUUGAUCCCUUUCAGAGAAAUCAAGGUUGAGUGUACGAUCCCCAAGGACGAUGGGAGUUUAGUGUCUUAUGUGGGGUUUAGGGUUCAACAUGACAAUGCCCGUGGCCCCAUGAAAGGAGGGAUCAGAUAUCAUCCUGAGGUCGACCCUGAUGAAGUAAAUGCUCUGGCUCAACUAAUGACAUGGAAGACUGCUGUAGCAGAUAUUCCUUAUGGAGGUGCAAAGGGUGGGAUUGGAUGCACUCCACGAGAAUUAAGCAGGAGCGAGUUGGAAAGGCUGACUCGUGUAUUUACUCAGAAGAUCCAUGACCUCAUUGGUAUACAUACUGACAUUCCAGCACCAGAUAUGGGCACAAAUGCGCAGACUAUGGCCUGGAUUUUGGAUGAGUACUCUAAGUUUCAUGGUCACUCACCAGCAGUCGUGACGGGGAAGCCUAUAGACCUUGGUGGUUCCUUAGGUAGAGAUGCUGCAACUGGGCGUGGUGUUGUUUUUGCUACAGAGGCUUUGCUUGCAGAGCAUGGAAAGAAAGUCAAAGGUCUAACAUUUGUUAUACAGGGAUUUGGCAACGUGGGAUCUUGGGCAGCAAGGCUCAUCCAUGAAAGAGGAGGAAAGGUUGUUGCAGUGAGUGAUAUCACUGGCGCUGUGACAAAUCCGAACGGGAUUAAUAUACCCGAUCUUAUUGAGCACAAAGGAAAGACCAAUAGUCUAGUAAAUUUCCAAGGUGCAGAUGGCAUGAAUCCGAACGAACUUCUAGUUCAUGAAUGUGAUGUUCUUAUCCCAUGUGCUUUAGGUGGAGUUUUGAACAGGGAAAAUGCUGCUGGCGUGAGAGCAAAGUUUAUUGUAGAGGCAGCUAACCACCCAACUGAUCCAGAAGCAGAUGAGAUCCUAUCUAAGAAAGGAGUCAUAAUACUCCCUGACAUCUACGCGAAUGCUGGUGGAGUCACCGUUAGCUACUUUGAGUGGGUUCAGAACAUUCAGGGCUUCAUGUGGGAUGAAGAGAAGGUGAACAAGGAGCUUCAAAGGUACAUGACAAGAGCUUUUUAUAAUAUCAAAAGCAUGUGCAAAUCACAUGAUUGUAAUCUUCGUAUGGGUGCAUUCACUUUGGGUGUCAAUCGUGUGGCACGAGCCACGCUCUUGAGGGGAUGGGAGGCCUAGACAUACAUGAACCCUUCUUCUUUUAAGUGCUUAGAUUAUCAGCACUUACUGCAUGCUGAAAUUAGUGUUGAAUAAAUUUAUUGACAUUACUUCCAAAAAUUUAGUAAAAUUUAUCCACAGUGUUUAGCUUGAGGAAGUUUUUCUUAAA